AUGGGGCCCUACCCCAGGUCACCCAGAGGCAAACGAUUUUUGCUCGUGGUGACCGACAUGUUUACGCGAUGGACGGAAGCCUACCCCUGUAGCAACGCGAGGGCCAACACCAUCAUCCACCUCAUGACUCACGAGUUCCUGCCUCGGUGGGGCUAUCCGCAAUCAGUGUUGACGGACAACGGCAGCCAAUUUCUUGGCAAACAGUGGCAGGAGUGGUGUAACGGGAUGAGCAUCCAGCACCACACCACCCCCGCCUACCACCCCCGGGCCAACCCCACGGAGCGCAGGAACCAGGACUUGAAGGUCCAACUCCGCCUCAGACUCGGCGACGACCACACCCAGUGGGACCAGCACGUCGCAGACGCGUUGUUUUGUACCCGCCGCCGCGUAAACGCCGCGACCGGGCGAACCCCGGCGGAAAUGGUACAGGGGAACAACCUCCCACUACCCGGCGAGUGGGCCACUCACGGCGUCCCACACACCGGGGAAGGAGAGAGGGAGCGUGCACGGCGCCUAACAGCAAUGCACGAGGCCGCCAGACAGCGCCAAACGAACUAUACGCAGGAAAUCACCCCCAAAACCGCGCGGGAGCCCCCCGCGGUGCGAGCAGGUGAUCGCGUAUACGCUCGCGUACAUCCACUGUCCGCAGCGCCUCGCAACUACUGCGCCGGGCUGGCACCCCGCUGGAGGGGGCCCUACACCGUGCAGAAAUCUCUAGGGAGGACGUCAUACCUGGUCCGACUCGGGGGCAGACGAGUGCGUAAAAUCCACCGCGACGACUUACGCCUCGCCUCGAUUCCCGGGGAACCUCCCCCAGGAGACCAGAACUUUGACGAACCACCAGGAUACGACGAACCGGAGGAGGGUCACCGUCCACCACCCGCAGGUGACGGCCGCGAUAACGCACCACCGAUACUAGAGGCGAACGCACAGAACGCAGAAGACCUACUAUCACCCGCGCCAGAAGUCCCACAUGAGGCAACGACACCGCACCAGCCAGGACGACCGACAGAAUACGAACAUGCCACGAUCACCGAAAUGACGACUGGGGACUUAACACCUCAACCGGAUGACGUGACGGCAAUCGCAGUGGAACCGGAGGAACUUGACGCGGACCAGUUAGUAAGCCCGACACGCGGAGCAUGGGGACACACGGCCUCUCUCGCGGACGCCACAUUCCGGAUGUUUGUAGACGAACCCGAUGAGGGAAACCCUGCACCGCGCCCAGGACCGGAGCCACGCCAGCUAUUCGACCCCAACGACACGGAGACGAGCGAAGCUCCAGGUAUCCCGGAGCGCAGGAGGCAACCCUACGCAAGUGGGUCGCAAGCGGGUGACGUCAGGGACCAACAACUGAGGCCCGACCAACCGAACAUGCCAGCAGACUCAAGGACACACUCGACGCACGGAUCAGAACCCGCGCCACCAACCCCACAGACGGGAAGACCCCAAAGAGACCGGCGACAACCGGGGUAUCUGGCUGAGUACGACCUCGGGAGACCCACAAAGCGAAACACCACCACCCAUCACUCCGAGCCGCCAACCCAGGACGACCCAUCUGCAAGGGACAGGGUGUACCAGCUGUGGCCGCCACGGCCCCCGCCAGCUCGGACGUGCUGCCACCCCUAA
Messenger RNA from Bacillus rossius redtenbacheri, 1629 nucleotides. RefSeq lists its product as uncharacterized. The transcript has a single exon. Gene Ontology annotation, biological process: DNA integration. Bases 1 to 1629 code for a protein of 542 amino acids. The record is from RefSeq and is a predicted model, not a curated record. NCBI's taxonomy places the organism in Eukaryota, Metazoa, Arthropoda, Insecta, Phasmatodea, Bacillidae. Gene Ontology annotation, molecular function: nucleic acid binding.